AUCAGAGAUUGCGUGCUGAAAUCAAAUAGGAACCUGACCUAGCUGGCCAUAAAAAAGAAAACAAAAAAUCACAUAGAUAGAUAAAGAAAAUGUCUAAAGAAUACGUGUACAUUGUUGCUGGGGCAAGAACUCCAAUCGGUUCUUUUCAGGGCUCGUUGUCUUCACUAGGAUAUGUUGAUCUCGGUGCUCAUGCUGUCAAGGCUGCCCUCGAAAAGGUUCCAGAGAUCAAGCCAACAGACGUUGAAGAAAUAUUCUUUGGAAAUGUGCUACAGGCGAACGUUGGACAAGCACCGGCAAGACAAGUUGCCAUCAAGGCAGGUUUGGGCGAAGACACUCCGGCCACUACAGUUAAUAAGGUGUGUGCAUCUGCUAUGAAGGCCGUUAUUCUUGGAGCACAGACCAUUUUGACUGGAUGUGCAGACAUAGUGGUUGCUGGUGGUGCUGAGUCCAUGACCAACUGUCCAUACUACUUGCCAAAUGCUAGAGGCGGAUUGAAAUUCGGUGACAGCACUGUGGUCGAUGGUAUCUCUAGAGACGGUCUAAACGAUGCAUACGAUGGCAAGGCAAUGGGUGUUGCUGCAGAAAAAUGUGCAUCUGACCACAAGAUUUCGAGAGAAGAGCAAGAUGAUUUCGCCAUCGCGUCAUACAAGAAGUCGCAGAAGGCUCAUGAUGAGGGCAAAUUCAAAAACGAGAUUGCGCCAAUCACAGUCAAAGGUACUAGAGGUAAGCCCGAUGUCAUUGUGGAGAGAGAUGAGGAGAGCAGCAGGUUGAACGAGGGCAAGUUGAGAAGCGCAAGAACUGUUUUCAAGAAGGAAAACGGUACCGUUACUGCACCGAACGCAUCUCCAAUAAACGACGGUGGUGCUGCAUUGGUUCUGGUUUCGGAGAGGAAGGUCAAGGAGCUUGGUCUCAAACCAAUUGCCAGGAUCCUCGGCUGGGGUGAUGCAGCCCAUGCGCCAGUCGACUUCACCACCGCUCCUUCGCUUGCCGUUCCAAAGGCCGUCAAGCACGCCGGUCUUACCCUCGACGACAUCGACUACUUCGAGUUCAACGAGGCCUUUUCCGUUGUCGGGUUAGCCAACGCAAAGUUGCUCAACUUGGACCUUGCCAAGGUCAACGUUUACGGUGGUGCCGUUGCCAUUGGACACCCAUUGGGUUGCUCUGGUGCGAGAAUCAUCGUCACUCUGAUGUCUGUCUUAGCACAAGAGAGCGGUAAGAUCGGUGCCGCAGGUAUCUGUAACGGUGGUGGUGGAGCAUCGGCCAUCGUCAUUGAAAAAUGCUAAAUGUAAAUUGAGUCCGUUUAAUAAUAAGCUUUAUAGUAGCAGAAUCAGCGUGAUACUUAAUACAACCCAUUGAAUGAACUACCAUACAUUUCAAAACAGUUUAUGAAAUGUGAUUCGAUUAGCAAAA
Pichia membranifaciens NRRL Y-2026 is the source of this 1410-nucleotide messenger RNA. RefSeq lists its product as hypothetical. Gene Ontology annotation, molecular function: acetyl-CoA C-acetyltransferase activity. The record is from RefSeq and is a predicted model, not a curated record. The coding region runs from base 90 to 1283 and encodes 397 amino acids. Gene Ontology annotation, biological process: fatty acid beta-oxidation; ergosterol biosynthetic process. The transcript has a single exon. Lineage: Eukaryota; Fungi; Ascomycota; Pichiomycetes; Pichiales; Pichiaceae.